AUGGUUCAGCAGAUCCCACUAAAUAUCAAAUUCAAAACAUGUUUAAAGAUGUGCAUUCAAAGGCUAAGAUAUGCACAGGAGAAACAACAGGCACUGGCGAAACAAGAUCGUAGAGAGGUGGCACAAUUGCUUUCAAAUGGAAAGGAACAGAAGGCUCAAUAUCGUGUCGAGGGUUUAAUCAACGAUGAUAUCCAUCUAGAAUUACUAGAGAUUAUGGAAUUAUAUUGUGAACUUCUACAUGCAAGAGUAAACAUUCUAAGUGGUAUUGAAAACGAGGCGGCUCUCAUUGCCAACCACAUGGAUGAUGGCAUUAAUGAAGCCUGUAGAUCAAUUGUUUACACAACUCUUUACAUUCCUGAGGCUAAAGAAUUAACUCAAGUUAAAGAUCUUCUAACCUAUAAAUUUGGACCAGAAUUUACCAAAGUAAUAAUAGAGGAUCAAAUUGGGGUACCUGAAAAAAUUCUCAAAAAGUGUUCACCAAAAUUGCCCGGUCAAGAUUUGGUUGUAAUGUAUAUGAAAGAAAUUGCCAGGACUUAUGAUGUUCCAUAUAGUCAAUUAAGCGAUGAUGAAGAAGAGGAAGAGCAUGAAAAAGGACAAGAUGGACAGGAUGAACAAGAUGAUGAUGGUAGACCAAUAGUGGCGGUAGACAACGAUGAUGAACAUACGGAGGAUGCAGCCCAUCCAAUAACUAUUAGAAAACCAAGACAAAAUAGUGAGAAUUUGGAAAAAGGGUUCAAGAUUCCCAAUGAUAUUAAGAAAGACGUUAAAGUGAUACGCAAGAAGGAGACUAAUGAUGAUGAUUUGGAACAGUUGAAAAAAAGAUUUGCAGCCCUGCGCAGGUAA
Molecule: messenger RNA, 843 nt
Organism: Zygosaccharomyces rouxii
Lineage: Eukaryota; Fungi; Ascomycota; Saccharomycetes; Saccharomycetales; Saccharomycetaceae
Gene: IST1
Product: Ist1p
Exons: 2
Coding region: 1-843 (280 amino acids)
Biological process (GO): protein transport
Source: RefSeq, a predicted model, not a curated record